AUGCGCAAAUUGGCCCGUUUUCGCAAAGUUCGUACAAGUCAAUCCACUGAGUUCAACAAUCGAGAUGCAAAGUUGCGUUUCUUGUUCGGUAUGUAUGAUCUAGACAUGGACAACAUGAUCUCACGGAACGAAUUACUGGGAAUGCUCCAGAUGAUGGUCGGUGCGAAUAUCACUAUCGAACAGGUUUGUUUGUUUUCCAAGGCUUAUCGUAUGAACCACACAAUAACACUCUGUACGGGUUAA
Echinostoma caproni is the source of this 243-nucleotide messenger RNA. The record is from the annotation of a GenBank genome assembly. Lineage: Eukaryota; Metazoa; Platyhelminthes; Trematoda; Plagiorchiida; Echinostomatidae.